Messenger RNA from Penicillium cinerascens, 432 nucleotides. RefSeq lists its product as uncharacterized. The record is from RefSeq and is a predicted model, not a curated record. The transcript has 2 exons. The annotation marks the transcript as partial. NCBI's taxonomy places the organism in Eukaryota, Fungi, Ascomycota, Eurotiomycetes, Eurotiales, Aspergillaceae.
GCGGGGUUUUAUGCCGAGAAUCUCCUUCUAUAUGCACCGCAGCCGAAGCAAGACGGUGUUCUCCCAUUGCCCUUCGGGGAGACUCAUAAAUUCGCACCAGUAGCGCUAGGAGUACAUAUGUUCCCCCGUCUUAUAAGCUACCUCCUCGGGCUGACCUUUGCUAGGACGUUGCCCAAGUCGCGGCUCAUGUUCUUACGGGGAAGAGUCAGCAUGGGUUGGAUGAUAGACACAGAGGACAAAUACAGUGAUCAAUCAGAACUGGAGUAUCUACUAGAAUACUACAGUCUAGGUCGCGAGGGCAUGACCAAUUACAUUGCAACAACAGCAUUCUACGACAUUACUGGACGGCAUCCAGUCGAACCAGAGAACUUUUUCCAGAUGUAUCAGAAGGAGAUGAAGCCGAAUAAGAAAGUAAAGCGUAGCCAUUAUUAA